AUUCGAGACCCAACCCUUGCUUCCCAUAUCGUUCAUUCGUUCAGUGCUUCUCAUCCCCCUUCCUCUAUAUAUCCCCCUUCGAAUCUCCCUUACCUAUAUAAACAUCUACUCUUUCAAAUUCCUACCCGCCUUACAUCAAAUCAUCUGCAACGUUCGUCAAUUCUCAGUCUCCUGCGUUUCCCAUUGAUUUUAAUUUUGAAACCCAUCUCAGAAUUUCCAGAAACCCUAAUCUAAGAUCUCACAUUCGAAGAGGGUGGCCGGAUAGUUAACGAAUCACUACUUUCUGGACUAAUUUGAUUGGGAAAAGGUUCAUUCGCUGAAGGUGUUGAUUGAACUGUGGAGUUAGAGAAGGGAUAAGGAGGAGGGUUUGAUGGCGGAUCAAGCGCUUGAAGGGAGCCAACCGGUUGAUCUCAUCAGACACCCAUCUGGAAUUGUCCCUACUCUUCAAAACAUAGUGUCUACUGUCAAUCUUGACUGCAAGUUGGAUUUGAAAGCUAUAGCAUUACAGGCUCGAAAUGCAGAAUACAACCCUAAGCGUUUUGCUGCUGUUAUUAUGAGGAUAAGAGAACCCAAAACUACAGCACUAAUCUUUGCUUCUGGGAAAAUGGUUUGUACAGGAGCCAAGAGUGAACAGCAAUCAAAAUUAGCAGCAAGAAAGUAUGCCCGAAUUAUACAAAAGCUUGGUUUCCCGGCAAAAUUUAAGGAUUUCAAGAUUCAGAAUAUAGUGGGAUCAUGUGAUGUGAAAUUUCCAAUUAGACUUGAAGGACUUGCGUACUCUCAUGGUGCUUUCUCAAGUUACGAGCCGGAACUGUUUCCUGGAUUGAUUUACCGUAUGAAGCAACCUAAAAUCGUGUUGCUCAUUUUUGUUUCUGGGAAAAUUGUUCUUACUGGAGCUAAGGUUAGAGAAGAGACAUACACUGCCUUUGAGAAUAUAUAUCCAGUGCUAACAGAGUUUAGAAAGAAUCAACAAUAGUAAUAUUCAGUAUGGGAAUGAGAGAAUGAAAUUUGUAUUUUUGGCCUUUAUGCCAAUUUAUUCGUCGAUUGAACAAAUAUCACCCACAAGAAUUUUGAAUUUUGUGACUUUUUAAUGGUUUUGAGUAGGUUUUUAGACAAUUUUGA
This is a messenger RNA of Lactuca virosa, 1119 nucleotides long. The record is from the annotation of a GenBank genome assembly. NCBI's taxonomy places the organism in Eukaryota, Viridiplantae, Streptophyta, Magnoliopsida, Asterales, Asteraceae.